Plasmodium falciparum 3D7 is the source of this 2115-nucleotide messenger RNA. Its product is annotated as zinc finger CCCH domain-containing protein. Gene Ontology annotation, biological process: regulation of DNA-templated transcription. The record is from RefSeq and is a predicted model, not a curated record. NCBI's taxonomy places the organism in Eukaryota, Apicomplexa, Aconoidasida, Haemosporida, Plasmodiidae. Gene Ontology annotation, molecular function: metal ion binding.
AUGAUGAUGAAGAAUGGAAGUAAUAACCAAUCAUCUGUUGCCGUAGCACAAAUACCAAGGAAGAAACAAUUCUAUAAAACAAAAAUGUGUCCUUGGUUUUUUUCAGGGAGGUGUGAUAGAGGUAUGGAAUGUUUAUUUGCACAUUCUCAAGGUGAAUUAAAUCCCAUCCCUGAUUUAAGUUUUACUAGUUUAUGUCCCUUAACAAAGAAAUCGGGCUUAUGUAAAAAUGAAAAAUGUAGUUAUGCACAUUCUGUAUGUGAAUUAAGGCCUACAGGAGAUUUAUAUAAAACUGCUCCGUGUACAAAAUUUUUAAGAGGAAAAUGUAACGCUGAGGAACAUUGUAGACAUGCUCAUUUUGUUGAAGAGUUACGACCCUUACCUGGAAAUUUGGCCCCCUCACAAAGUGCUAUUAAUUUGAUGCUGUCAUCUUCUAUAAAUAACCCUAUACAAAAAGGACACAAGAAAAAUAACCAUCACCACAACAAUAAAAAUAAUAACCACAAUAAUAAUAAUAAUAAUAAUAAUCACAAUAACAAUAACAAUAAUAAUAACACUUGGGAAAAUAAGAAAAAUGAAAAGUAUAUGAAGAAAUCCAAUUGCUUAUCAGAGUCGUACCCAUCAUCUGGUAAUUUGAACAACAAUGGCAAUAGUAAUAUGAACGGAAAUCAUAACAGGUAUAACAAAAAGUUUGUGAAAAAUGCAAGCUCAGAUAAUACCAAUAUUAACAACAGCAUGAACAGCAGUAUGAAUAGUAGUAUGAACACAAAAGUAAACAAUAAUUUUAACAGUAGCAUGACCAAUAGUAUUAAUAGUAAUGUCAGCACGAAUUCUCAGAGUAACGUACAUAACCAUAUACAUAAUAAAAUGCAUAAUCAUAUCCAUGGUACUAUGAAUAGUAAUAUGAAUAACAAAAGUUACAAGAAAAGUUCUUCCUAUCCAAAUAAAAUCCAGGCACACCUAAAGAAUAAGGAAAUCAACGAAGAACAUAAUAACAUGAACAAUUUGAACUUUAGAAAGUAUUUAAACAAUAAUGGAAAUAUGGAACAUAAUACAAACGCCACAUCGAAUAUAAUGAGUAGCUUUAAUUUGGCACAGGUACAAACUUUGUGUAACCAAGGGAAUGAAGCAAGUAAUUCAUAUAAUACCAUGAAUGAUAUGAUAUAUAAGGAGGGUAAUAUGAAUGGAAAUAUGCAUGGAAAUAUGCAUGGAAAUAUGCAUAGCAAUAUGCAUAGCAAUAUGUAUGGUAGUAUGUAUGGUAGUAUGUAUGGAAAUAUGCAUGAAAAUAUGAGUGUUUUUAUGAAUGGAAAUAUGAAUAUUCUUAUGAAUGUACCCAUGAAUGAAUAUAUGAAUGCACAUAUGAAUACCAAUAUUAAUAACAACCAAUUUUAUAAUUUAAACAAUCCAAAAAGUAACGAAGGCUUAAUGAAUCAUUAUUCCUCUUUUUCUACAAAGGAACCUUCCACACCUAUGAGAAUGUCAAGCAAUUCAUCCAAAGAUUUUACUUCUAAUAAUGAAGAGAAUAAUUUUGCUGAUACUAUUGAACACAUGGAAAUUACUGCUCAAGAUAGUGCCUUGAAGGUUAUUGAAGAUGAUACUGACAAAAUGAAUUCUUCGGAUAUUAAAAACUUUUUAAAUUUACUACAUUUGAAAAAUUCAGGUAGUUUUAAUGAGCAAAACUUUUUGUUUAAUGAUGAUGAUUGUGUAAAUAAUGUAAAUAUGAAUGAUUUAAAUAAUAUAAAAAGCAUAUAUAAUAUGAAUGACAUGAAUCAUAUGAACAGCAUAAACAAUAAUAGUAAUAAUUUUAGUAAUACCAAUCCAUCCUAUUUACAAACCUAUGAUUCCUUAACAAGUUUAGGGAAUGAACAUUUGGAACAACCAUUAUGUUUAGAAAAACAUUUAGCAGAACAAUAUGUUCAUAAUAACAUGAUUGAAACAACUAAGAAUCAAGAUAAUAAUAUGAAUGAUUUUAAAUCUAAUGAAAAUUUACAAAAUGCAUAUAAUAAAUUAAAUAAUAAUUCUUUAAUUAGUUGCUCAAAUUUCUGGAAUUGUACAGAAGAUGAGUUAUCUACCUCAGCCCCCCAAAUGGCCCAGAAGGUGGAAAUUUUUGAUUAUUAA